AAGUCAUGUCUUCAUUGCCUUCACCCCUCCCAAGUAAACCAAGAACUUGGAGGAACAAAAUCGUUCCAGUAGGAAUUAUAAUUGGGUUGGGAUAUCUUGACUUCAUUUCCUGCUAUUCCUUGGGCUACCAGGAGAUAUAUACACAUCAUUCACAUGGAGUUGCAAUAUGCUUGUGGGUUUUGGCAGGUAUAUGCCAGGUUUUAUUAUUUAUUUACUGGGCUGUAAUAUAUGUUAAAGGACCUGGAAGUUGUCCUCAGACAAAGCCUUAUGACCUACACAACUCUGGUGAUUGCCAGUUUGACAGACCGCCUCCAAUUUUCACCUGUGAUGAGUAUGGUUAUCCAAUUUGGUGCAACAAUUGUCAAUCAAUAAAGACCACUAGAGCUAGCCACAUGAAAACCGUCAGUAGAUGUGUUCCUCGAGUGGACCACUUCUGUAUCUGGAUUGGCACUGUGAUUGGUAAGAACAAUUACCGUCCUUUUAUCAAAUUUAUGCUUUGGUUCCUUGUCUACUUCUUAAUUAUGUUGGUAUUCCUUGUUCGUUAUACCCCAUCAAACUACCACAGGGGUGAUCCGGGUAUCAACAAUAAUUAUAUUGUGUUAUACAUCAUGUGCGGGCUAUGGAUACUUAUGUUGUCAGGAUUAUUAGUGUCACAAUUGUACUAUAUCCUGAAGAAUAUGACUACAAUAGAUGAUUUGAACAUCAAAAAAGCAAGAAUGUAUCAUAGAAGAAACCCUUCGAAGGAAGACGAAAAUCACCCUAAAACUGAGGCUCAUCCAGAUAGUGGUACCAGGUUCGUUAGUGUGGACAAAGGAGAUUUUAGGUUAGUUGUGCAGUGCUCUGUAAACGAUUUGCUUUACAAUUUUGGUCCCAAGAAGAACUGGAUCAAUGUAAUGGUCUAUGAUUCCAGCACCUAUUUCAGCCCAGAUGAGAGACUCUACUCUUCAGGAAAGUUUGUAGAAGCAAUCUUGAUUUUUAUUGUUCCACUUCUUGACUUAUUUUACACCAAACAGAUAACAAAUGAUUCUGAACCUGUAUCAUUUGGUCCUGAAUUUUUGGCCCUACUUGAAAGCAAGAUCUCAAGGCAUAGAUGUUACUUGCCUCUGUAUUUAUCUGAAAGACCUAAUGCAGAAGAACCUAAAGCAUCUGAAAGCUCAAGCACAUAACUUAGAAAAGCAAGAUUUCUCCGAAUAACUGCAUCAAUGCCUAUGGACCAGAUCGUUAUUUCCAUCUACCAUCAAUCUAUACACCUACCCUAGUUUUAUGACUUUGCAUUUUAACAUAGAAUUAUCUUAAUAGAUAUUAAUGACCUG
Molecule: messenger RNA, 1313 nt
Organism: Yamadazyma tenuis ATCC 10573
Lineage: Eukaryota; Fungi; Ascomycota; Pichiomycetes; Serinales; Debaryomycetaceae
Biological process (GO): transcription by RNA polymerase II
Molecular function (GO): palmitoyltransferase activity
Source: RefSeq, a predicted model, not a curated record